Musa acuminata subsp. malaccensis (wild Malaysian banana) is the source of this 1455-nucleotide messenger RNA. RefSeq names its product dof zinc finger protein DOF5.1-like. Gene Ontology annotation, molecular function: DNA binding; DNA-binding transcription factor activity. NCBI's taxonomy places the organism in Eukaryota, Viridiplantae, Streptophyta, Magnoliopsida, Zingiberales, Musaceae. Gene Ontology annotation, biological process: regulation of DNA-templated transcription. The record is from RefSeq and is a predicted model, not a curated record.
CCCACCCCUCGCCUUUCCUCUCUUUGCCUGCUACUGCUCGUAGAUCUUUGAUUCUCCAUCUUCUUCUUCUUUAAGAAAGAUGUAUUAGAAAGAAGAAGAAGAAGAAGAAGAAGAAGAAGAAAUAAAGAUGGUGUUCCCUUCUGUUCCAGUCUAUCUGGAUCCACCCAACUGGAACCAGCAACAGCAGCUUCAGCUUCCGGAUGCUGCAGGUGGAGGUGGUGAGAUCCCUCAGCUCCUUCCGGGGUUGGCUGCACAGCGACCGGAAGCUGGCAUGGCAGCUGCAGGCUCGCCCAGGCCUAUGUCUAUGACCGAACGAGCCCGCCUCGCCAAGAUCCCGCAGCCGGAUCAACCUCUCAAGUGCCCGCGGUGCGACUCCACCAACACCAAGUUUUGCUACUUCAACAACUACUCCCUGUCGCAGCCUCGCCACUUCUGCAAGACCUGCCGCCGCUACUGGACCCGAGGCGGCGCACUUCGAAAUGUUCCCGUGGGCGGGGGCUGCCGUCGCAACAAGCGGAAUAAGCCUUCGGGGAGCUCGUCAAAGUCGACGGCCGCCGACCGCCAGGCUGGCGCAUCAUCCUCGUCUUCGACCGCCGCGGGUGGCGGCGGUCCAAUUCCACCUAGCAUACCCCAGCCAGGCCAUUUUCCCUUCCUGGCCUCCACCAUGCACGCUUUGGCCGACUAUGGUGCCUCGAAUCUCGGCCUGAACUUUACCGGAAUUCCAACCAUCGAUGCGGUGGACUAUCAGGCGGGAAGCAGCUCGAGUCUGGGGCUCCAGCAGUGGAGGUUGCCGCACAUCCAGCAAUUCCCUUUCUUGGGAGGACUGGAGUCAGCACAGGCGCCUUCGGUGCAACCGUUGUCCGGGUUGCACCAUUUCAACGGUGACAGCGGGAACAACCGCAUCACGAGUCGAGUACUUCCCACGGUUUCUGGAUCUUCGCUGAUCUCGCAGUUGGCUUCGGUGAAGAUGGAAGACAACUCACAGGGACUCAAUUUGGCGAGGCAGUACCCGGGUCUUCCCGGGAACGAGCACUACUGGAUCAGUGGUGAAGGUGGCAGCACCGGCAGCGGGGGUUGGGCCACAGAUCUCUCGGGCUUCAACUCUUCCUCAUCUGGCAACAUCUUAUAAUUUUCUGUUCAUGGCCUCGCCACAAGCCAUGGAAGCUCAAAUUUAGCCACGGCUCAGAGAACCAGCAACUAGCUCGAGUCUGCUCAAGCAGAAGAAGAAAGUAUUCCAUCUUCGUUGAGGAACAAGAAGAGAACCAUGGCUGCCGAAGAACUUAGUGAUGGUAGGUCAGUGUCUCAUUUUGAAUCUACCUUGUGGUGGUCGUUUGCUAUCAUAUAUUUAGUGGUUUUUAAGGUAUGCUUAAAGGAAUCGGGUGCAUGGACUCUUGGAGGAUCGUAAUCUCUGAAACGAGGUUGGUUGUGGUCAAUGAAUCACAGUAAUUUCAUUCA